Molecule: messenger RNA, 791 nt
Organism: Brassica oleracea var. oleracea
Lineage: Eukaryota; Viridiplantae; Streptophyta; Magnoliopsida; Brassicales; Brassicaceae
Product: heat stress transcription factor A-4a-like
Exons: 3
Coding region: 25-501 (158 amino acids)
Biological process (GO): regulation of transcription by RNA polymerase II
Cellular component (GO): nucleus
Molecular function (GO): DNA-binding transcription factor activity; RNA polymerase II cis-regulatory region sequence-specific DNA binding
Source: RefSeq, a predicted model, not a curated record
CGCAAGAAGAUCAUCAUCAACGUCAUGGACUCCUCAUCAUCAUCACAAGGGCUUCCAGUGGCUGGGAGGGUUAAAGAGUACUACCGUUAUCCAGCCUUAGAAGCUUUUCACAAAGGAUGUGUCCGCCGUUAUUUUGCGGACGCGCGUAUGGUGGAUGAUCCGUCGACGGAUUCUAUCGUGUCGUGGAGCCAAGACGGUUCGAGUUUCAUCUUUUGGGAUCAGGACAAGUUUUGCAGCGAUGUUCUUCCCAAGUUUGGGCUUAGCACGUCUCCAACUUUCUUUGGUCGCCUUAAAAACAUCUAUCGUUUUCGUAAGGUUGAGGUGUCUGAGCACUGCGAAUACGCACACGAUUACUUUGUGAGAGGCAAACCUGAGCUUACGGUGGAGAUUGAGAGGCAGUUCAAGGAAAGGGGUGCUCCGAUUAAGCUUGCAAAACUCUUUCGGUUUGUUGAAUGCCUUGGGAGCAUCGAGAAAUGCAUUGAUAUAUAUUGCAGAAGGUGAGCUAUUUGGUGGCUCAGGAGCGAUAAAGAGUUCACUUAUCUGGUGACAAAGGAGACAUUAGCUCAUAAAGGAGAGCUCUUGCCUUACACCAAUAUAUCUUCAGCUUUUGGCAGCAAUGGCUACAUUGUUUCACUUAAUUAGCAGCGAUGAUGUUAUUCCUUCCUAUGGCCAAAGCUUUGUAGGUAAAACACGUGUGUGUACAGAUUAUAAAUAUGGAAAGCAUAAACUCUUUCAUGGAAACAUACACCUAAAGUUGUUAAUGACUGGACAGAUGGCGAGACAGAAACCAA